Lepus europaeus (European hare) is the source of this 1402-nucleotide messenger RNA. RefSeq names its product tubulin tyrosine ligase like 9 (gene TTLL9). NCBI's taxonomy places the organism in Eukaryota, Metazoa, Chordata, Mammalia, Lagomorpha, Leporidae. Gene Ontology annotation, cellular component: cilium. The transcript is spliced from 15 exons. The record is from RefSeq and is a predicted model, not a curated record. Gene Ontology annotation, biological process: microtubule cytoskeleton organization; protein polyglutamylation. Gene Ontology annotation, molecular function: tubulin binding; tubulin-glutamic acid ligase activity; ATP binding. The coding region runs from base 1 to 1380 and encodes 459 amino acids.
AUGUUGCGGCCGAAGAAUCAAAAUGUUAAGGGCCAUGGAGCGUCAAAGGGCAAAGAGAGAGAGCAGAGAGCAUCAAUCCGGUUCAAGACCACCCUCAUGAACACGCUCAUGGAUGUCCUUCGCCACCGGCCAGGAUGGGUGGAAGUGAAGGAUGAAGGGGAGUGGGAUUUCUACUGGUGCGACGUCAGCUGGCUCCGGGAGAACUUCGACCACACCUACAUGGACGAGCACGUGCGCAUCAGCCACUUCCGGAACCACUACGAGCUGACCCGCAAGAACUACAUGGUGAAGAACCUGAAGCGGUUCCGGAAGCAGCUGGAGCGCGAGGCGGGGAAGCCCGAGGCAGCCAAGUGCGACUUCUUCCCCAAGACCUUUGAGUUGCCCUGCGAGUACCACCUGUUCGUGGAGGAGUUUCGCAAAAACCCGGGAAUCACCUGGAUCAUGAAGCCCGUAGCCCGGUCGCAGGGGAAGGGCAUCUUCCUCUUCCGGAGGCUAAAGGACAUUAUGGACUGGAGGAAGGGCACCGUGGGGAAGAAGCUCGCCAGCCUGGAGCUGCAGCCUGCCCGGAGCACCAUCAACCUCUCCAGCAGCCAUGAGCCGAGAACUUCUGAAGAGCAGAAAGACGAGAUCCCUGUGGAGAACUACGUGGCUCAGCGUUACAUUGAAAACCCCUACCUGAUAGGAGGCCGCAAGUUUGACCUGCGCGUCUACGUGCUGGUGAUGUCGUACAUCCCCCUGCGGGCCUGGCUCUACCGGGACGGCUUCGCCCGAUUCUCCAACACCCGCUUCACGCUGAACAGCAUUGACGACCAGUACGUUCACCUCACCAACGUCGCCGUCCAGAAGACAUCUCCCGACUACCACCCGAAGAAGGGCUGCAAGUGGAUGCUGCAGCGCUUCCGGCAGUACCUGGCGUCCAAGCACGGGCCCGAGGCGGUGGAGGAGCUCUUCGGCGACAUGGACAACAUCUUCAUCAGGAGCCUGCAGAGCGUGCAGAAGGUGAUCAUCAGCGACAAGCACUGCUUUGAGCUGUACGGCUAUGACAUCCUCAUCGACCAGGACCUCAAGCCGUGGCUCCUGGAGGUGAACGCCUCACCGUCGCUGACGGCCAGCAGCCAGGAGGACUACGAGCUCAAGACCUGCCUCCUGGAGGACACCCUGCACGUGGUGGACAUGGAGGGGAGACUCACGGGAAGGGAGAAGCGAGUCGGGGGCUUUGACCUCAUGUGGAACGACGGCCCUGUCAGCAGAGAGGAGGGGGCUCCUGACCCGGUGGGGAACUUUGUGACCAACACGCACCUCGGCUGCGUCAACGAUCGGGAAGCACAGCUCAGGCAGCUGUUCCACUCCCUGCAAGUCCAGAAGAAAUCCUCGGGCUGAGGCCCACUACCACCGGAGGAAA